AUGGUGUGGAUUAUUUAUGAGCACGUCCUUUUGAAUACAGCUGCAACUGCAGAAAACGUUACCGACUUUAUUAAAGACAAAGUAGAUUCCCUAUGGACACCGAUCGUGUCCAACGGCACUGUUUCGUGUGAUACCUUCUUCACUAUGAGUGGCCUGGUGCUUACAUACUCGAUGCUUAAUUCGAUGAAAAAAUUGAACGGCAAAGUGAAAUGGUUCCAGUAUUACGCACUUCGCUACUUCAGACUCACUCCGCUCAUGAUCAUUUUAGCGGUCUUCUUCAUAACGACAUACCCAUCCUGGACAUCAGGCCCUUGGUGGGCGUCCCAGAGCGAGCAUGCAAUGGAAUGUCAUGAUACAUGGUGGCGGGACUUGCUCUACGUGAACAACUUCCUGGGAGGCUGCUACCAGGCCACGUGGUAUCUAGCUGUAGACAUGCAGCUGUAUAUGAUUAGCCCUAUCUUCCUGUUAUCCCUCUACAGAAAACCUGCUGUUGGCAUCUUCCUUCUCACUGUGUGUACUUUAGCAUCCAUCUCUUACACGCUUUAUCUUACUUAUACGAAACAUAUAACUCAUAUGCUCGUGAAAAUGAUACCUAGAGCGAGUCAGUUGGUUGUUCGAGAACAGUACUACGUCUUACCAUGGUGUCGUGCUCCUCCCUAUCUGAUCGGCAUGGUAAUAGGCUAUGUGCUUCACAGAACCCGUAUGAAAAUCUCCGUAAAUUGGAGGUGGCAGAUCUUUGGGUGGAUCAUCUUCCUACUAAUACAAAUUAGCAAUUUCUACAGCAUCCAACACGCAUUCGUAUUUUAUCCUGACUACUCACCUGUCAGCCCGGCAGAGAACAGUGCAUACAUUUCCCUGUCACGUCCAGCGUGGAGUCUCGGAGUAUGCUGGGUCAUAGUCAUCUGUGUCACCGGAAAUGCUGGGGUAAUCAACUCCUUUCUGUCUUUGCCUAUCUGGGCCGUCGGCGGCAGACUAUCGUAUGCCGGCUACCUGACGCACUUGUUUGUUGUGUUUUGGUACCUACGCAGCAGGACAAGUAAUCAGUGCAUAGAUUACUGGAGUGUGUUCGUAGAUACCUCGGGGAUUCUUCUCAUUACAUAUUUCAUUGCUGUAUUUCUUACCUUGUUGAUAGAGAUGCCCCUAAGGAAAAUAUUGGGAGUGCUGUUCAAGAAGUGA
This is a messenger RNA of Aplysia californica (California sea hare), 1176 nucleotides long. Its product is annotated as nose resistant to fluoxetine protein 6-like. NCBI's taxonomy places the organism in Eukaryota, Metazoa, Mollusca, Gastropoda, Aplysiida, Aplysiidae. The transcript has a single exon. The coding region runs from base 1 to 1176 and encodes 391 amino acids. Gene Ontology annotation, molecular function: acyltransferase activity, transferring groups other than amino-acyl groups. The record is from RefSeq and is a predicted model, not a curated record.